This is a messenger RNA of Ectocarpus sp. CCAP 1310/34, 1465 nucleotides long. The record is from the annotation of a GenBank genome assembly. Lineage: Eukaryota; Phaeophyceae; Ectocarpales; Ectocarpaceae.
GAGAAGAAACUUUGCCUGGAGAGCGCACCCAAGACCGUAUUCGCCGCAACCUGGAAAGUUGGCCCUCACAUCGUUUGAUCAGUGCGGCAUUCGUGGGUCCACAAGCGCAUGAGCGAUCAACCCUCUUCACAACCAACCAAACCAGCAGCCUCUCUCACACGCCGUUGCUGCGGGGUUGGUCAUCUCCGGCAGAUAAGGACCAGGAAUCGGGAUCCUCCCACUACAACACCUUCAUCUCCCCCCUUUGUUGGAGCGGUGGCAUACCAAUCAGCAGGGGCAAGGGCUGCAGCUGAGGCAGCAGAGGCGACCAACGCUGCAGCAGCAACCUUGCAAUCUGAAUUUUCCCCGUCGAUCGUUGCGGGACAGGGGAAUGCUGAGAGGCGACAACACCGGCAGCAAGGUUUCCGGCUCGAUUUCAUCAGCUGGUAGGGGCGCCAAAAUUGGUCGUUUGACCGUGGCUGUCAAGCGUGCGGAGUCAGACGUAUCCGACGGUGAAGAGGAGGAACGAUGCACACCACACGACACCGAAGAUGGAACAGACAACGAGGUUUCAGAAGCUGGCUGCACCGAUCAGGGGAGCCAAGGACAAGGCCAGAGUGGACAUCCUAGUGAAGGAGGACGAGGAGGACGAGGAGGAGGAGGAGGAGGAGGAGGAGGAGGACUACGAGGAAGAGAAAGUAGGCUAGCGCUCAUGUAGAUGUGAUACUGUUCUCAUGUGCAUUUUUCACCUGAUUUCGAGAACCGUUGGCCUACCUCACCGACCUGUUUGCGGUCGAGGGCCGGGAUACAUCCAUCAGAUUCAAGCCACGACACCUCAUGGCAAGGGCUCCUUGAGUUCUUAGAUAUGUUGUCGUUGUUCUGUGUGGGUAUCGCCUUGGUACCCAAACCAAAUCGUGUUUGCCGGUUCCGCACUAACAAGCGGAGUUGGUAUUUCCACCUUUACGUGGUGUGAUGUCGCGAAUGACUGGAUUGUCCUCGAUAUUCAGAUGGGUUAAAUCCCCUUUGCAGAAUCUACGGGACCCGUUGUUUGUUGUGCCUGAUGACUCGCUCCAGACAAGACCGAGCAAGCGCAAGCCCGGUGGUAUAUCCAAGGCCAUCCGCCGGUACAGCGUCCGGUCCGCCAGCAGCCGGCAACUCAGCCAAGCCGAAAGCCGGAAGACAGCAUCAUCCAAGCGCCAACGGAUGACCUCCGUACCAGGAGCAAAGGAGCAACGCUGGGGGAGUGGGACGGCGUUAACGCACACGACGGCGAGUUUGGUAGACGAUUCGUUCGACCCGUGUUUCUAUGCGAUCAGAUCAUGAUUGUGCGGUUGGCCCCGUGCAUGGUGUUCGUAUCUUUGGUUUUGUUGCGCACGUCACUCCGACCGUGCACUUUCCGAACUGUUAAUGGUUGAAUGAGGUUGAUGGUGGGGUAGGUUUGGGGUGUUGCUGCCGGAAACCUUCUUAGUAUUGCACGCAACCAAGC